AUGACUGACAAGCAAUCGAAUUCUCCCGUUCACGCUGAGGCUGCUCAAGACAAGCGAGCCCAGCUGGAAGAUCUGAUCACGCGAGCUGCCGCUAAGGAUGCGACGAAAGAUUACAACACCGCUUCAGAACUUUAUUCCCAAGCCACCGAACUGCAGGCUGAAUUGAAUGGCGAGCUCUCACCGGAAAAUGCGAGUCUACUCUAUUCCUACGGAAAAUCUCUUUAUAAUGUCGCCGUGAGCAAGAGUGACGUGCUUGGAUCUAAGGUCGCCGGAGAGCCUCAAGCUCAACCCAACACAACCCCUUCAGCGCCUGUUGGUUCUGGGCCAUCUGGCGCCGGGAGUAACCCGGUCAAGGAUGCUAUUUCCAGUGCCAUGACCAAAAAGCCUUCGUCUGUUCAAGAGGAUAACAUACAAGCCGAAAGCGCGCAGUCAAAGCCCUUCUUUCAAUUUACUGGCGACGAAAACUUUGUUGACUCGGACGAGGAAGAGGACGAGGAUGCCGAGGCCGGGGAAGAAGAGGAUGAGGAUGAUUUCGCCAACGCUUUUGAGGUUCUGGAUUUGGCGCGUAUUCUCUACCUGAAAAACCUCGAGGUCGCAGAAGAAAGCGACAAGGCCAAAGGUAAAUCAACUGAGCUAUCGGCAGAAGUGAAGCACAUCAAAGAACGACUGGCCGAUACAUACGAUCUUCAGGCUGAAAUUUCCCUGGAAGCCGAGAGAUUCAGUGACGCGGUGAGCGACCUACGAACCGCGCUGAGUUUAAGGUAUUCCUUGUUCCCGUUCGAAGAUUCUUCGAUUGCCGAGUGCCACUACAAACUUUCCCUUGCUCUCGAGUUUGCAUCGGUUCCAAAAGAGGACGAAGACGGGGGGAAGGAGAAAACGGUGGACGAGGAAAUGCGAAAUGAAGCUGCAGUUCAAAUGGAGCGUGCUAUUGAGAGCUGUAGGGUCAGAAUGGCCCACGAGGAGGAGAGACUAGAGGCUGUUAAGGACAUGGAUGAAGACAAAGUGGCCGCCUCAAAGAGGAAGAUUGCAAAUGUCAAAGAAAUCAUCGCGGAUAUGGAGCAACGGCUGAUCGAUCUACGACGCCCUCCUGUGUCGGUUGACCAGGGUAAUCAGGAGAAUGAAGCCUUCCUCAAGGGUAUUCUUGGCCAAAUUGUGGGCCAGCCUGUUAAUGACCAGAAGGCUCGACUGGAUUCUGCCAGUAAGGGAGCUACCGAUCUUUCCUCGCUGGUUCGCCGAAAGCCUGCAACUCAGCCUGCUUUGCAACCUACAGCAUCUAAACGUCCCGCUGAGGAUGUUCCUUCUGAGAGUGACUCCAAACGUACACGCGUGGAUGAUGCCUCCUCGGCUUGA
Penicillium longicatenatum is the source of this 1350-nucleotide messenger RNA. Its product is annotated as SHNi-TPR domain-containing protein. The coding region runs from base 1 to 1350 and encodes 449 amino acids. Gene Ontology annotation, biological process: CENP-A containing chromatin assembly; DNA replication-dependent chromatin assembly. The record is from RefSeq and is a predicted model, not a curated record. Gene Ontology annotation, cellular component: nucleoplasm. Gene Ontology annotation, molecular function: histone binding. The transcript is spliced from 2 exons. Lineage: Eukaryota; Fungi; Ascomycota; Eurotiomycetes; Eurotiales; Aspergillaceae.